UAGACCGGCGUCAUAUCCAGUAUUAUCUCCGUAGCUCCGCGGAGUUGCGGCGGCUCAGUCGUGUGAUAAACGCGAAGGCACCUGGAUUGAUUGUAGCGGCAGAUGUUUUCCGCGCAUACGUAGACAUCGCGCUGCUACCGGUGAAUCGUGCAUCGCCCGCGAACAAUGUGGAUCCCGUGAAACGGAACAGCGGCCAACUGUUCAAUUCAAGCUAGCUAAAUCAGUGUUGUAAAACCUGCGGUGUCGAGAUUAACCGUCCCGUUUUUGUUUCGUUUGGAAUCCCUGCCGCUGGAAGACAGAACUUUAGACAGAGUGAGAGAAACGUCUAUAAAAGGUAAUAAAAUUAUCAAAAAAGGAUGAGUCUUCGUUGGAUUCACGAAAAUUUAGAGGCGCCGACAUGUGACGAGGAAUGCAGCGAUAUCGAUGACAGUUGCAGCGAUGAUAGCUACGAUUCAGAUUUAUCGAUCGACGAAGAGAAAGGAUCGGGAAACGAAAAGGAGAUCAAUGGUGAUUGUAGGAAAAAAAGGGAAACCAGGAGACUUCAGACCGGCACUGUGAAGUACGGAGAGAAUGGAACUACGCGUUAUCUGAGAUCGGAAUUGGCUAAACACACGCCUUGCGUUAUAUGGGAUCCUAGGAAACCGGCACAAAAUCCUGUGUACAAUUGUGUCGUAAUCAAAUUGUUCUGUCGAACUGGAUAUCAUCUUGGUGUAUCGAACUCUGGUCGUGUUCGCGGUUUCAAUGCGACAAAUGAACCGCAUGCUUUACUACACAUUAUACCAGUAGCAUUUGGAGUAAUUCGGAUACAAAGUAUUCAGACUAGCCUGUAUUUGGCUUUCAAUAAAAAGGGCCGUCUUUACGGGGAGCCAAAUGGAAGUAAAGACAACACAGAAUGGGAACAGUGGAACGUUGGUUCGUACGAUGCUUUUCGAUCGCGAAAAUAUCAAAAUUACGGAUGGUGGAUAGGGAUAAAAAAGAACGGGCGUGCAAAACCGGGAUCAAGAACAUGCUGGGGC
Ceratina calcarata is the source of this 1016-nucleotide messenger RNA. RefSeq names its product fibroblast growth factor 1. NCBI's taxonomy places the organism in Eukaryota, Metazoa, Arthropoda, Insecta, Hymenoptera, Apidae. The annotation marks the transcript as partial. The record is from RefSeq and is a predicted model, not a curated record. The transcript has 5 exons. Gene Ontology annotation, molecular function: growth factor activity.